CCUUUCGGUUUUUACGCACGGCGAACCAUUAAUGCCUCUUUGGCACAGUUGAGUUUUUACGCGUUUGUGAGCAUUCCGCGUGACCAUGACUCUCUCCAGUAAAUUUGAAGCUUCACUACAUGUCGCUUCGCCUCUGGAAGAGGAUGAGAUCGACAUAGUGGGCGAGGAUGAGCCAGGCCACGGGCGUUUAUACCGAAACCAGUGCUCCACGGACGCCGGGUCCUCAGCAGAAUCUGGAGCCGAGUUUGACUCUUCUGAACCAGACUCCUCGGGGGAGAGCGAGAACAGUUUCUGCGCAGACGCACCGCAGUCCAGGAAAGUCCAGAGCAGCUCCGUGAAGCCUCCCUACUCCUACAUUGCCCUCAUCACCAUGGCCAUCCUGCAGAGCCCGGUGAAGAAGCUGACGCUGAGCGGCAUCUGUGACUUCAUCAGCAACAAGUUUCCCUACUACAGAGACAAGUUCCCCGCUUGGCAGAACUCCAUCAGGCACAACCUCUCCCUUAACGACUGCUUCAUCAAGAUCCCAAGGGAGCCUGGAAACCCGGGCAAAGGUAACUACUGGUCUCUGGACCCUGCCUCUGAGGACAUGUUCGACAACGGCAGCUUCCUUCGGCGGAGGAAGCGCUUCAAGAGAAACCAGCCCGAGCUUGGCAAAGACGGACUUAUGUUUUAUUCCAACUUGAACUGCUACCGGCCGUACGGGCAACCAUAUUGCGUACAAGGCCAGGUAAGCCCCCCGCCUGCUGCUCCUAUCCGGUACAUGCCUGUACAGGAGGGCAUCAUGAUGCCUCCGUCUUCCUAUCACCUUCCACCACAAACUUUGAACAGUCACGGGAAGUGCAGUGGGCCUAAAGACUUCAGAGCGCAGCUUUGCGCAACAGAACCAGCUGAGCCAAAGCCUGGCCCGCAGGCAAAGUGCUCCUUCAGCAUUGACAGCAUCAUGAGCAAACCAUCUCCCAUCAGUGCACACAACCCAAAUCCACUGCAGAGCCCUCGCAGCGCUCUAGGAUACGGUCAUCUCAUGUCGGGCCCUGCUGCCUGCUUGGUGCCGACUCUCCUGCAGGCUCCCAGGACUCCAUUCUGCCCCCCUGCCAUGCUGAGCACUGCUCCUUUAAGGAACGAGCAUCUCAGACUCUCUUACCAUCACUGCUGAAGCCUUUACAGUAUCUAUUAGUUUGAUGCUCUGUGAAGACACGUUGGUGUAGCUCAUUUCUUAAAGAAAUAUUCUGAUUGCAUGAUAUUUAUGUGCGUUGACGUUCAAAGUCUUAAA
Molecule: messenger RNA, 1270 nt
Organism: Epinephelus fuscoguttatus (brown-marbled grouper)
Lineage: Eukaryota; Metazoa; Chordata; Actinopteri; Perciformes; Serranidae
Gene: foxd5
Product: forkhead box D5
Exons: 1
Coding region: 86-1153 (355 amino acids)
Biological process (GO): anatomical structure morphogenesis; cell differentiation; regulation of transcription by RNA polymerase II
Molecular function (GO): DNA-binding transcription factor activity, RNA polymerase II-specific; RNA polymerase II cis-regulatory region sequence-specific DNA binding
Source: RefSeq, a predicted model, not a curated record